AAGCUCCAGGAGUAUCUAGCAGCCAAGGGAAAACUGAAGUGCCAAAACACCAAUGCCUAGCACACUACAGUGUUCCAGGAAUGAUGUUGCAAUUAAUAAGACUGUGCAAAUAUAAAGAAAAGACGUAUGGUUGGAAUACGGUGUCCACGUAAGACCUCUCUGAAGGGAUCACAGAUAAGUAGGCCCUAUCUAAAAGCCAAGAAUAAUUGCCCAAAUCCUCUGCCCUCCAAAUCUACUAGUAAACCCAAAAAGGAUGUUGCUUUGCCUGUCAAAGCUACACGACCGAUCAACAUUAAACUUCAGCCCAGACCUGCCCAUAUCCCAGGGUCCCAGAAGCCAAAGUUGGAGCCACCAAAACUUCUGGGCAGAAGGCCGACUUCAGGAUAUGGUUCUUCCAACCCAAACUGUAAGCGUCCCAGCAGUCGUCAGCAACAGCACAAAACAGCAGCAUCCACUGGACAGCUGUCAAGGAAGACAGAGGGGUCACUUAAUAUACAGGAACCGAAAGCUACAAAGCAGCAAGUGACAGAUCAAGAAAAUGCAGCACACACAGACUCUGCGGGCAAUGUCUGUGGUGAGGGUGAGUCCUUACACAACUCUCUAAAAGAGGUAAACAAAGAAAACUUGCCCCAGACCUUACUGGACUCUGAGAAGAUGCUACAUGCUCAGUUAUGGGCCAAACUUAAACCAAAAACUAGCUCUUCUAAUCAAACCAAAAGCAGUCUGGCCCCUAAGCAAGCCUUGUGUAAAAGUUCAUUGGAUCAGGCUGUUCUGAAAGACAGAGCUAAUAAAGGGUCUGUUGGGCAAACACAAACCAGGAUUCCACCAGUAAAGUCACAGCAGCUCCCUAAAGGAACAGCUCUUGUGAAACCAGGAGAAAAAUGCUCAAAGACAGCUCCCUCUCACUCCAUUCAGACCCUUAAUAGGAAUCAAGUAUCAAAGAAACCAGGGGUCAAAGACAUGAAGAAUAUAAAGGUUAAUAAUGGUAAAUAUGAAAGUCUAGGUGGAGCUAAGUUACCGUUACACACUGUUACUGAACAAAAAGUAGAGCACACCAGACCUAGGACCUGCCCCAGUCUACUUCAGGGAGGACCUCGCCACAGACAUGCACACGUUAAGCAAGACCAGAAACCCCCUCAACCUUGUUCUGGACCCCAGACAUCAUGCGUGCAGCAGAAAUCCAAAACUGUGAGCCGCAGGCCUAACGUGGCAGUUGGCAGCUUUACUUCAGUCAUUCCCAACACCCCAAGCAUAAGAGCAAGUAGAGCCAAGGGGAAUAAACACAACAGCAGCUAUCAACAGAAAGCACGGACCUUGGACUCCAAGCUGAAAGGUACUCUUCCCCAGAAUCAUUUUUUAAACAAGACAGCUCCCAAAACUCAGACUGAUAGCACAGCCACAAAUAGAAGAGGAGUCCUGAAUAGAACCCAGACUAACCCAGAUGUUAAGAAGAUCACAGCAGAGGACCGAAGGAAACAGCUGGAAGAAUGGCAGAAAUCUAAGGGGAAAAUGUAUAAGCGGCCUCCGAUGGAACUUAAAACAAAAAGAAAAAUAAUGGAGGAGAUGAAUAUUUCAUUCUGGAAGAGCAUGGAAAAAGAAGAGGAAGAAAGGAAAGCACAACUUGAAUUGUCCAAUAAAAUUAACAGCACUCUGACCGAGUGUCUGCAGCUCAUCGAACGGGGUGUACUUUCUAAUGAAGUAUUUACCGUAUUGUCUAGUAUUCCUGAGGCUGAAAAAUUUGCUAAAUUCUGGAUCUGCAAAGCAAAGUUCUUGGCAAGUAAAGGCACGUUUGAUGUCAUCGGACUGUAUGAAGAGGCCAUUAGAAGUGGGGCAACACCAAUCCAAGAGUUACGAGAUGUUGUUCUUAAUAUUUUGCAAGACCCAAACAGAACCAGAGACGGAAUUACCUCUAACUCUGUGGUCGCUGAAACUCAUAUAAUAUCCACAGAAGAGCUGGCCAGGGACAUGGAAUCUGGAAGAAAGUCUUGUCUUUCUCCAAAACACAGGGAACAAUUUCCGGCAACACCCCAAAUAACGGAAACAGGAGAGGGUGAUCACCCUGGUAUCAAAUUGCAGGUCGCUCCCAUCCCCAGAAUAAGCGGAAUGCCAGAAGUGCAGGACGUGAAGCUGAUCACCCCCGUGCGGCGGUCGGCGCGGAUCGAGCGAGCCGUGUCCCGCUACCCGGAAAUGCUGCAGGACCAUGACCUGGUGGUGUCUUCCCUCAAUGAGCUGUUGGAAGUGGAAGAAACAGAGUGUUUUGUAUUCCGUAAAAAUGAGGCUUUGCCUAUAACGUUAGGGUUUCAGAUCCUUGAAUCAUAAUUUCUGGAUGAUUUUCACUAAAGAGGUAUUUCAGAUCUCUAUGAGAUAAGAAACGCCCCCGUCCAGCUGCCCGGGAGCAAACUGCCACGGACGUAGACUGGACUGGGACAGUAGCUCGCGGGGCUCUCUCUCCAAUUGCGUCUCCCACAGAAAGGCCUUCGGCUUUUUUGUUUAAAGUUGUAGUUUGCCAGUUUAACUGCAUGCAGAAAUUUCAUGCUGUGGGGUGCGAAUUUACCCCACAAGAUGGUAAGGAUAUUUAUUGGGGGGGGGGCCACAAUGUGACUGCUCUUCCUUCCUGCACCCAGCUGAGCAGAGAGAGAAGUCCUCCCAGCACGAACCCACGGACCCCAUGAUCCCAUGAGAUGGGACAUGGUGGGCCACCUGGUCAAGUCCCCUCGUUUUACAGAUGAGUGUAUACUCGCUACCCCUUUGCUCAGAGAUCACAAAUGACUUACGUGUGACCUUCGCCUUCUGUCACCGUGUCUUUGUUGUGAGGGGUCAUCCGCGUCCUUUCUGUCCUAGUCGUCCUAGUGAAGCAACCCUGCAUGGGGGUGGUCACCUAGCUUCCUCUGUCCAAACCUAAUGUUUGCAUUUGUUACUCAGAAACGCUUUAAACGAAAACAAGGAGAGGGAUGGGAGGGGCUGCCUGCUCCGCACUUCAGUUCUCUGCUCGGCCAGGGAGGCCACACACUCCGCAGGCUGCCUCUCCUCCUGGGCACCAGCUCUUGGGAAGGGAAACUCAAAAUCACUGUGUAAAUGUAAUGUGUAGAAGAACCCUAGUCGACAUUCUAAACGUAGCUUUCUUAAUAUUCAGUUAUUAACCAAAAGAAUAUUAAAGUUCCUUUUUCUGCCU
Molecule: messenger RNA, 3172 nt
Organism: Artibeus jamaicensis (Jamaican fruit-eating bat)
Lineage: Eukaryota; Metazoa; Chordata; Mammalia; Chiroptera; Phyllostomidae
Gene: CKAP2L
Product: cytoskeleton associated protein 2 like
Exons: 9
Coding region: 127-2319 (730 amino acids)
Cellular component (GO): centrosome; mitotic spindle; cytosol
Source: RefSeq, a predicted model, not a curated record